AAAGAAAAAAAAAUUGAGAGAAAAAAAUUGUUUCAAGAAAAUUCAUCAACGGAACAAGGAUUUAUUGAAAAAUAUUGGACUAUUUUUUGUUCUUUUUUAAUGGUGCUUGCCACGAUGAACAGUGAUGCCAAAAUAAUCAACAAACAAAGUAGAUGAACAACUAGCAGUGAAUAAUUUUAAAAUUAUUGUUGAAAUCCAUCACAGUGUAAACCGAAGGCAAGGAUAUGGCAAUCCAGAGGAAUAAUAUUACACUGUAUCUUCACAUCUUCGUGCUUCUAGGAGUCAUCCAAGUGAUAACUGCCAUCCAGAGUAGUGACACGGGACGAAAUAUUAACGCAAAUGCGACACCAUCCACGUCAUCGUCCGCAGCAGGCAGCGACUUGCACGUGCCCGAGGACAUGCAAAAACGCACAAAAAAGCAAUCCUGGUCGACGUGGAGCGAAUGGAGCACGUGUUCGAGGUCCUGCGAUGGCGGCGUAACGUACCAACUGCGGAUUUGUCACGCGCCACAAGGAUGCAAGGGAGAUGCAAUUCGCUACAAAAUUUGCAACAUGCAACCGUGUCCGGAUGCACAAGAUUUUAGGGCGCAACAAUGUGCGGCAUACAACGAUGUGCCGUACGACGGAGCGUUGUUCAAGUGGGAGCCACAUUAUGACUACUCGGAACCGUGUGCGCUGACGUGCAGGGGAAAACCUGCGCAACAAUUUGACGAAAACCAACAACCGGAAGAUCAAGUAGACGAAUAUAGUCAAGAGGAAGACGGAACUGUAGUGACACAAUUAUCGCAUAGAGUUCAAGAUGGAACAAGGUGUCGUCCAGGCAGUUUGGACAUGUGUAUUCACGGAAAAUGUCAGCGCGUUGGUUGUGACCUGAAAAUCGGUUCCACGAAGAAAAUCGAUGCGUGUGGCGUUUGCGGUGGCGACGGAAGUACUUGCUCGGAACCGCUUUAUCAGUGGGAAAUGGCUCAGAUGUCCUUGUGUUCGGUGACGUGUGGCGGCGGUUAUAAGAUGUCAAUGCCAGCGUGUCGAAAUCGAAUCACGGGAACAGAAGUUGAAGAUUCGUUGUGUAAUGCCUCGAAUAAGCCAGAGCCGCAGAUUGUGACGUGCAAUACGCAUUUGUGUCCACCAAAAUGGAUUGCUGAUGAAUGGGGACCGUGUUCGAAGAAAUGCGGAGGCGGUAAAAAGGUGAGGAUAAUCGUUUGUGCGGAAGAAAGCAACGGAAAUCGACAUCGGGUACCGGAUGAAGCGUGUCGUGGCAUUCCGCCACGUAUCGAGGAGGCUUGCAAUACGAACGAGUGUCCAAAGUGGGUGCCUACGGAGUGGUCAGGGUGUUCCGUGUCUUGCGGUACGGGAGUGCAAACGCGCAUUGUUACCUGUUUGGAUCAAUAUGACAAGCUGUCGGACGAAUGUGACCCGAAAACCAAGAUGACCUCCACCCAGGAAUGUUCCACGGGCAUUCAAUGUUCAUCGGUUGACGACAAAGAAGACAUCGAAACGACAAUUUUAUCGUCAACUCCGCCUUCAACGCAACCCACUUUGAUGAGAUCACGACUCCCAGCCACCGAGGAUCCCGAUCAGGAUCUCGACGAGGAGGAAGAGGACGAAGAAAUGAACAGCGAGGAGGAUUUUGAAGAGUCUUUGCAUCACAUUGCUCGCACAACGGCCAAAGAACGUCAUGUGACGACACAAGAAGAGAUGCCCGCGACGGCAGCUAGCGAGUUACCCAGCGAAAUUCGGAUGCAACGAGAUGAUUCGAGAGCUUUUGCGAAUUAUUAUUUCAAUCAUGACGCGAACAACUAUGGACGUCAAGUGUACUAUCCGCAUCAAGCAUUGCCGAAACCGGAAAAAUUGGUUGAUCAACGUGUACCGAGCGAAGCAACCUUCGUACAAGAUCACGAAUGGUCGUCAUGCAGCGCGACAUGCGGUGAGGGUAUUCGCCGGCGGCCAUACAAGUGCAAAAUCUUUUUGGAAUUCUCCAAGACGGUAGCGACGUUGAACGAUAGCUUGUGUCAUGGCAUUAAGCCGCCAGAUGAGGUCGAAAGGUGCUUCAUGGAGCCGUGCUCGAUGUCGAAUACGUAUGAGGAUCGAUCGUACAUGCAUGACAAUUAUCGCUCGAAUCACGACGGAAUCAAAGUACAAGCAGCUGUUCCCGGCAAAACUUAUUCGUGGCGUGAAGAGGGCUACACAAGUUGUUCCGCUUCGUGCUUGGGAGGCGUCGAAGAGCUCAUAAUUAAUUGUGUUCGAGACGAUACCGGCAAAGUUGUAUCUCCCUUCUUGUGUUCUCAAGACACAAAACCCGAAAAUCGCAUCCGUACCUGUAACGAUAUCCCGUGUCCGCCACGCUGGAACUACUCGGAAUACAGUCCGUGCAGCAAAUCCUGCGGCAUUGGCAUCAAAACGCGCGAAGUGACAUGUAUUCACGAAGUAACACGCGGUGGCGAAAACACCAUGACCGUCCCAAAUAGCAUGUGUCCCCAACCUCCGCCAUCCGAUCGGCAAUACUGCAAUGUGCUCGAUUGUCCCGUCGAAUGGGAAACAGGCGAAUGGUCAAAGUGCUCAAAGCCCUGCGGUGGCGGCUACAAAGAACGCAAAGUGACGUGUAUUCAAAUUAUGGCGCAAGAACACAAAGUUGAGAGACCCAACAGAUGCCCGGCACCCAAGCCGCAGGACAAAAAACCCUGCAACAGUAAGCCAUGCGCGCCAGAAGACCAACAUCCGCCGAUUUUAUCAAGUAACACGACUUUCAUCCAACAUGACCCGAAAAAAUCAAAAAUCACGUUAAAAAUUGGCGGCGCAGCAACGGUGUUUUUCGGGACCCAAAUCAAGAUAAAAUGUCCCGUUAAACGAUACAAUCGCACAAAAAUCCGCUGGUUAAAGGAUACGCGUGAAUUACGCAACUCCAAAAAGCACAAAGUCUCCAAAAAAGGCGCCUUGCGAGUGUUGGAUGUCAAUUUCAAAGAUGCCGGAAUCUACACUUGCAUCGCCGGAUUGUCCGAAAGUAGCAUCAAGUUAUCGGUGAAACCCAAAAUGGGAGAUCCCAUGUCCAGCGAGGAGUAUGAGCGACAUCACGACAACGGAGAUCCACGUCAAUAUGGCUUGUCGUAUGGACCGUUGCCGUCGGAGGACCGAAGUCACGAGCAUGAUGGCAGCAACACGAACGGCAAUAACAACAAAGGAGUCAGAGUAACGAACCGCCCACGCAACAACAACAGAAACCGCGCACGUCACAAGAACCCCGAAGAUCUUCGCAGUCCCGAAAGUAGCGUGAUGGGAAAUGAUGAGAUGGCUGUGUCAGACAGCUCGUCACUAUUUUCGUCACAAACACCACCAGCGUUAAGUAGUAGUGGUACGAGACACAUGCCACACUUCCAACAUUUAAUAGCAAGUCUUCAGCUUUUGUGGCCCUUCCAGAGUUUUAGCAACUCGCGUGGUCAUCAUUUGCUCACGGCUUACAUGAAUCGCUUCAAGCCCGUUCACGACCUGGAGAGCAAUUUGAAUGACGAGCAACGCCCCAAUGUCGAACUCAAGUCGGCACGUCGACACGUAUCCAGUGGCGAAGAGCCGGAAAGUGACAGCGAUGCAAAAUUACCAUUGAAAGACGUCAAAUUUGAGUGGCACAUCUCGCCGUGGUCCGCGUGCUCGCAAACUUGUGGUGCAAAUGGCGGCGGUUAUCGUCUUCGUGCGGCGCACUGUCAGAUGCACAUGCAAAAUCAAACGCAAAAUGUCGACAAUAAUUUUUGCGAAGAUGCCGGCUUGUCGGUGCCCGAAACGGUGGAAAAGUGCGGAAAUAUCGAGUGUCCGCGCUGGGAAACAACGGAAUGGACACAGUGUGCACAAUCCAAGUGCUUUGCCUUGCAUACGGCAUUGCAGCGACGCGAGGUAUUUUGUCGCUUUGGCAAUGACACGGGCAGCGGAAGUGGUGGCAAAAUGAUGUGUGACGAGAGUGAGAUGCCCGUGUCGAAGCAGGAGUGUUACAGCGAAAAGUGCAAAGGUGUGUGGCGUGUCGAACCGUGGUCAGAGUGUAACGCCGCAUGCAACAAUCAAGGCAUAAAAUACCGAAUAUUGCAGUGUGUGUGGUACGGCACCAAGAAGCCAGCAGGCGUUGCUUGUAAAGAUCAGCCAAGACCGGCAGUCAUGAAGGUCUGCAAAGGUCCUCCCUGUAUAAGUAAUCCAUCCGAUUGUCGUGACAUCUCACGAUACUGUAAAAAUGUGAAAAGCAUGGGACUGUGUAGGUUACACCGAUAUCAGCAGCAGUGUUGUAAAUCGUGUCGAUUUAAUAUUUUUAACUAA
Molecule: messenger RNA, 4289 nt
Organism: Culicoides brevitarsis
Lineage: Eukaryota; Metazoa; Arthropoda; Insecta; Diptera; Ceratopogonidae
Gene: nolo
Product: protein madd-4
Exons: 14
Coding region: 225-4289 (1354 amino acids)
Biological process (GO): proteolysis; extracellular matrix organization
Cellular component (GO): extracellular matrix
Molecular function (GO): metalloendopeptidase activity
Source: RefSeq, a predicted model, not a curated record